Molecule: messenger RNA, 8558 nt
Organism: Varroa destructor (honeybee mite)
Lineage: Eukaryota; Metazoa; Arthropoda; Arachnida; Mesostigmata; Varroidae
Molecular function (GO): protein binding
Source: RefSeq, a predicted model, not a curated record
UUUGACUAAACUAUUCUUAUCGAUACAGCUAUGAUACAUGUUUCGGCGAACCUAUUAAAAAUUUUGCUUGAAUUUUAGUAUAUAAUAGGUGUCGAUUUUAUGAUAUCGAUUUUGCCUUGAAAUGAGAGUCGAUUUCACUGAUAUUAGGUAAUUGAUUACUGAUGCACCAAACAAAGCUUUUUGCAUCCGUGCCGCUUUUCGUCUCGCCUUACUUCCAAAUCUGUUUGUCACCCAUUUACUUUUUUUUUUUCUUUCCAUCCUUCCUCGGUUUAUUACUCGCGUUUUCAGCUUCCAACUUCCUUUAUUCCGUAAACGAAUACAAUAAAAAUACUGAGAGUCCUUUCCAUUACAUUUGUGAAAAUCACUUAAGCCUUUGUUAAAGGUAGAGAAAGGAAGUCUUCUCCAGGCAAUCCGCUAGACAGUACGUUCGCUCCACUUCAUACCACUUCGACCUUAGCGACCUGUUUGCUCAAAAUACGCUGACCGGUUAAGGUUGAUGGAAGCCUAUCUACAUUUUCUACUUUCCCACAUUUCUACUUUUCGACUUUAUCUUUUUUGCUCUUUUUCUUUCAUAUUAAUCUGUGUUAUGUAGCAGGUUCCGAUAUUGUCAUAAACAUUUUUCUGCCUGUCACCAUCUUUAACCAAAUCACUGUCAUGUCCAGCCAGCUCUAGCUCAUGUCUGGGUUUUUGGGCCGGUUUUUGUUUAUUACCAUCUAGCGUUUGUUGUUCAUUUGCCGGACCGCUCUCUCAUGUCACAGCACGAUUUGCUCUUUGUUGCUACGAUUCUCCCUUAAUCCAGUCUGUCACAGUCGGUACCACCUAUGAAAUGGCAGCGGCGUUGACAUCGACCUGAGGUGAUAACCGCUAGCGCUGUUGGAGCGUCAGCCAUUUACUGCGGCCUCCUUCCGCUGUAGUAAUUGUAUGGUUUCACGGGAGUCAGUCUUCUAGUCCGCACGUCUAUUGCUUCUUUAGCCAAGUUCCAUAUUUCUGGCGUGCACUGGAAAAAGGGUUCCUCUUACGUGUACACCAAUCUAUUUUAUUGUUAGCUACUAUUGUUAUUGUUGCAGCAGAUGAUAGGAAAGUCUGUCUUUACAGCUGUAAAAUAGUGUUGUCUCCAUGUUGAACGUUUCUGCUAACUCGUGUUGCCCGUCCUACCUUUGUCGUCAAUCGCUGCAGCAACAUUUCUGGAAUCGUCUAGGUUCCGGAGUUGCUGUCGUACACAACAAAUCUUGUUGCCGCUGGUGAUCGGUAUAGCACGGCCUGACCGUAACAACUACGACCACGGUUACCUUUCCAGUAUUUCCAUUGGUUUCCAUAAACUUAUUAACACAUUGAAUCAUUGAACGACAGUCUUUUGUCGCCCACCUCGAGUUGACUGACAUCAAGUAUGCAAAAAGGAAAGACAAGUAGAUUUUAAAGGCGGGACUCGGCUCAAGGAUUGACGCGGAAACUUGUUGCCACUGAGUGUUUGUGUAAGUUCUGUAUGUCUGUGUGUUCUGUACAGGAUAGCAGGACGUCGCGGAUCGUCUUUUGGUUUUUAUGCGGGCUGGUAAGGGUAGGUAUUUCAUGAAACGGGACAUAGCCUGCUCUGCGUGAUGGCAAACCUAAUGUGGAGACUAUUGCUGACAAUCGCGUUAGUGGCUAGGUUGAUCGUUGCUGUGAAUGAUGAAAAUGAGUUGUACAAGAAGUCGAAUGAUAUGAGUAAAUAUGCCAUCUGCACUACGGAAGAAAACCAAGAAAUUUAUCUUCCGACCUCUAACGCUUCUGCGUAUAUCAACUGUCAGACUAAUUCGAAGUGGCAGAGAUUGAACGUGACUGUCACCAGUCAGACAGCCUCUAAGCUAUCAAUUAAGUUCAAUAGUCUCCUGGACUUCGCUUCAAAUGACACUUUUGUGGUGUGGGCUCAAGUCCAGAAUGUGUUUAAGAAAGUUCAUGCGGAAAAUAUUAUGUCUAGACGAAUUGACACCUGGAUGCCUAUAGGCACGUCAUCUCUUCGAAUUGAAAUUUCAAAUUCAAAAAGGGGAGAUGUUUAUCUCGAGGUCAAGCAGGCCUGUGGCAAUAAUGAAAUCCUCAAACCAGGACUAUCCAGUCCACUAGUACUACCCAGCUCUGGUGAACUCGGGUCUUUACUACCAGUACCGUGCAUCUUCAAGGUCAGUGACCCUGCGGUAUACGAGUUCCGCAAUCUUACUUUGGCCCAAAAGUCAAGUGUGACGUUUAUUGAGGCCGAGCCUAAAGGACCAUUUCGGACAAAACCUGAUCACGUGAUUAUUGGUUCAACGAAUACCAUUGUAAAGUUCGAAUUGGACGUCACAGACCCUAAUCAGGACAUAGACUUAUUCAUUAUUCUUUUGGCUGGUACAGUGUGCGGACCUAAGAAUGCAAUUACAGUAGGAAACUCCAGCGUUGAUUUUCCUACGUUGCUGGACGCCAAAGCUGGACCCGGACUUGGCAUGUGCGUUUGGCUCCUGUGUGCCACCGGCGAUAAGAAGAUCGAAUUGAGCCUAAACAAAUUCCAGCGCGAGUAUCCCACAGACACUCUCAGUGUUCUCGACUCUGGUAACCUAGCAGGAAAGCUGCUACUUCAAGUGACCACAACUACGGCAGUUCCCUCAGUCGUUGUUUCUUCCGGAAGCUACCUAAUGGUUAUUCUAACUUCUAUGAACUUCCAGCAAAACAGCAAUGGGGUCAGUAUAUCAGCGUCUUUAAUUUCGUCUGGCGGACACCUAUCUGGCGAAGGCAACUUGACUUUUGGAAGCAAAAGUGAUUACUUCUUGUCCAGUCUUAGCAACCAGUCGAUUGCUGUGAGCCUUGCUCCAGUGCAAAAUUUGAGCGAUGAGAAGACUAUUGAAAUCUACACCGAUUUCACGUCAACUACCCCUCUUGUCAAGUUUGACAAGGAUCACCCGCCAUUCGAUAUUAGCUCGCCAGGCUCGGAACUUCACGUAAAAGGGACUGGAUUUACAACACCUGAACGUGUCACUUUCAAGACGAUUGCACGCGACUCAGGCUGCGUUCGCACCUCGAUCGCUGCCCAGCAAGCUAACAUGCACCUCAAUGGUGACUGCACUGCCACAGGCAUCUGGAUCAUUCGUCCCGACGUUCCUGACUCGAAAAAUACAGCUUUGUUUGUCAAGAUUUGGCCAAACAAUGUCCAAUUUGCAAAUAUCACGCACUUGACUGAUACCGGAGGCCAGGUUUCCGUUUCGCAAAGUAGUGACCCGUUCAUGUUCGCCUACAAUGUACUACAUGGAGCUAAGUUGAUAUUCCAAGCGAAUUCGAAUUUCAAGAUGUCAUACAUCACGGCAAACUCGAAGGCGCCGAUUGAGGUUGUGGCAUCGCAGGGUAGUAACUUCACCCUCAUGUCACCGUUUUUCCCAGACGUCUACCCGAUGGGGGCUAUGUUUACGUACGAUGUAAGGCUGGGCGACAAUCCUGCCGAUCAGUACUUGGUCAGCUUCGAGGCAAUGGAUCUAUCGGAGGGUGAUACACUGGUGUUUGGAAGUAGCAAAGAUAAAGUACAAUAUAGCGGCAGAAAAUUGCCUGCGGACCAAUUGCUUUCGAAGGAGAAGUUUACCAAUAUUUUAUUUGAAUCAGCGGGCACUAAUCAAAGGUUCAAUCCAAAGGGCUCGUAUGGAUUCCGUGUCAAUAUCGCCCCAACGGCCCCCGACUCGCAGACAAUCACCGACGUCACAGCCGCGGGCAAAUUCUAUACUCUUGAUAAGUGCAAAGACCAACGUUGUAUCUACAUUAUCAGCUUGCCUUUAGAUAAUUCUGCAACUAAGGGCAUCGCCAUUAAUCUGACCGUGACCGUUCCUACUCAAAAGAAGCUAAUCGCUGGCGAACUGCUUGUCUGGGACGGAGAAUCCACUCUUCGAAGUCCACUGAUAGCGCCGGUAGCCAACCUCAGUCAGGGUGGUUAUUUCCUCUCGAGUCACCGACAGGUGAUCAUUAAGUAUCAAGGAAGCGAAUUGCUAAAUAUUUCGUUUACCAAAAUCUCCUGUGAGUUCGAAACGCCAGUCGAUGGCAGCAAUGAUAACGGUACGUACACGAUGUGUAAGACCGAACGGAAUUGCAUGCUGCCUGGCUGGCGGUGCAACGGAAAGGCUGAUUGCUCCGACGGUUCAGACGAGUUUUACUGCAAAGGUCCUCAGCCGAUACCACACCAGAUCGGAUCAAACGGUUGGAAAGCGGCAUUCGGAGCGGGUCUACCGCUCGCCGUGCUGUUCACUGUGCUGCUAACCAAGGGCGUGCCUGUGGUAUUGCAGCGGUUCCGGGACAGACGUUAUCAGCAAUUCCAUGACCUGGGCGACCACUAGGGAGGCCACGCACAGCAGCAGCAAAGUGAUCCAAGAGAUAUGGCGGUAGGCGCACUCGUCGACAGAAACCAGGACAUCAACGCCCAAAUGGUGUUCAGGCAGGACGAUCCGAUUGUUUAGAAAGCUCAAGGAUAAUUGCACCGUAGGAACAGUUGAGCGAUAAUGGGCUUGAUGCUCUGCGCCGCAGUGCAGGACAGAGGAAUAAAUAAUGGGCCUGGCCUAAAGGUUAUUAUGGGCAUAAUAACAAUAGGUUACAGACCAAUGAGUAGGUUCAUAUUAAUGUAGAAAAACCGUGAAAAAGAGGUCACGUCCGAAGCAAGGGCGUUAAAAAGGGAGUUAAGGGGUGGAAGCAGCAGCGAGCAAGCUAAAUUUAAGCGAGACAAGACUGAAGACAAUGGUUUAAAGCUUUGGUGAGCGCUAGAAGUUAUUAAUGGCACAUUAUUAUAAUAUAAAUAUUUCACUAAACGAUAUAGAAAACAAUUGUAAUAAAAAAAGUGAAAAUAUAACGAAAAAGUGGAAGACGGUAGACAAAAACAGAUUCGGCGAAUGCAACUAUAUUACUAAUAACAUUACUGCUGCUUAAUAGCGAAAUGUUUUAGUUUUUGAUGAUUUUUUUAUAUUGUUCGCUAAGUACACAAGCUCUACCUAAACGAACGAUAUUACAAGCGAGAGAGCGGCGACACAACGCACCAUAUAUAUUAACUCGUUAACAGUAUAUAUUCUAUUCCCAAUAACAAAGCGAAACAUAUUGAAAGUAAUAUGUUAUACAUGCACCCGUAUAUAUCAAUAUUAUGAUCUGCGCUGGGCUUGUUAACGCUAAUCAUACAAAAGAGACAAAAAGAACAACGGAAAAAAGAUAAAAAUUCUAAAAAGUUCCAGAGCAAUUAGCAUUAUACUAUAUUAGGUGUUUAAAAAAGCUCAUUAUCUACUCGCAGCGCCGCCAGCUGGUUAGUGUUCCCUAUGGCUGAAUCAACUCCCGAAAAAACGAAGAUAAAUCUUACUUUUUGGCUCUUUUCUUUAAGCUUCUUCGGCCAAAAAUUUGCAGACGAUAUUUUACUAUAGGUGCAUACAAUUGACGUUGGAAACGGACGAGAAAUCUGCGAUUGUUGAACAGUUAGAAGAGCAAGGUCUCGAGUGGUGUGAAAGAAAAGUAAACAAAGGUUGUUGAUAACAGCUAGAUUACAGUGAAUUGGACAAACAAAAAAGAGAAUAAAAAAGAAGACCAAGUGCUUGAUACCUUUUAAAUCAAGCAUAUCUUAAAGUAAGAGGUGGUAAGGCAAACCAUCAAAUGACAUUAGAGAUUAUAAUGUUUUAGGUUUUUCACAUGUCUAUGUUUUUCGAUGGGUCACCAAUGAAACGUGGUAUGCUAUAUAGAGGUGUAUGGGGGUCUAAAAUGUUUUUAUUUGUUUCCCUCACUUUUGAGAUAUGCUUGAUUGCUUCUUUUUGUUGAAACCUCAAGCAAGUUCACCACUACUCAGAAGAAGCGUUGAAUCGCAUCUGAACAGCAAACCGAAAUCGAUCUAAUGCCUGAUUUUAAACAAAAAGAUAAUAUACAGAUACGUGUUGAAAAAUGUAUUGACUUGACCAAGCGUAAAGAAGUUAGGGAAAGUAGACGGUUUUCAUGUUGGAACAGCAAUUGGUCGCCAACUCUGCGCAUCGUAAGUGGCUUACACGAAUCCUUUGUCGCAAUACAAGAGUACAACUUUAAUUUUUAGAAAAUUAACGCAGACCGUAAUUAAAAGCAAAAGAAGUAAUCUUGACAGCUAACGACAAACUGGUGAAAAACACAAUCCAGUAUGAUGUACGAUUAAGCACCUCCUGUCGAAAGAAUACGGCAGCGCCUGACCUUUUAAUUGUGAUCAUUAGGCUAUUCUACGACGAUGCUGGGAUCCGCUCAAUAUAGACUUUCGUAAAAAAAAUACUAAAAAAAGAAAUGGAAUUCCACCACUAUAUGUUUUUCCCAUUGACAAUUAGAAAUUAGUGCGCAGCAGUCGUCCUGUAUGCAAGCCCCCUUGAACAAUGGAUAACGUGCACACUAUGAACCCCCAGAUGCUUCCCUUGAAAAUACGCAUAUAAACACGUGUAUUGCCUGGAUAUUUUGUGUUGGCAAGCAAAAAACUUAUAGACAAGAAAGGACGGUAAAUUUCUUUAAACAUAUUUAUACGUAGACAGGGACAAUGAUAUUCAACUAUAAUAUCACUAUAAGGAGAGGGGUGAUAGUUUGUUUAUGGUCUAGGAAAGGCGAAGCAGAAAUUGAUUCGAAACUAACUCCAUCGAUGGAUUUAGUUAAAACUGAUUUGAGCUCGAUGCAUGCGUUUUCUGCAAGCCGAUCUUCCCUAUUUCAGACACUGAUCCAGCAUAGGUAUUAAAAAAGAGUAUGAAAAGCCUGAGCAUGCCAACGUUGUCACGAACCUUAUGAACAACCAUGUGCUUAGAAAUACUACCUUAAUAUCGAUUUAUUGUUUAAAAGCAGGUUGGUUAUAUGACUAAAUUUACAUUGUAUCAUGACGACUACAGCAACUUACGAAAAUACAGAAAUUAAUUAAUUAAGUAAUUGAUUGAUAGAAGCUCGAAUUGAAAAUGAGAGCGCAAUGUGUGAUUCCAAUGCCUAAGGCAAUUGCUAAAGUCACUACUGCCUUCACUGCUUUUACGUGGAGGUUGUCAUACUUCAUCUGUUCUAGGAAUUCGAAAACUACACGAGCUGAACGCUCCGCACCGAUUAGCAGACACUGAUUAUUAAAACUUCCCUCAACAAUUAAUGCAAAAUGAGUAAACUAGUCAUCAGUAUCUGCUCGUCUGUAUGUCUAUGUUUAGCUCAGUCUGGUAGACCUGGCCAUGUGAUGGUUCCAUGAUUUUCGUUGUUCGUAAUUUCCCCGUGAUUUUAUAUUAAGUUCCUUGUCGUAUAUGCAAUACAGUCACCCGGUAGGAAAUAACGAAAGCUAUCCCAUCGUAUAUUAAAUGGUCUAGCCUAAACGGGAAAUGAGCGAAUUCAAAACUAGAAAGCCUCCAAAUUGUUCUUUCAAUUUGGUACUUCCGUCAGCUAGUGCUUCAACUGGUGCCUCGGUGCGUUUAUGCCCAUUCGCUAAUCUAGACCCUUUCACACAUGUCCGUAGCUUAAGUGAGCUUAAGUGAGCCUUCUUUGUCGCGUCUCGAUGUCCAGAUCGAAUGUAUAUCAAUGUAUCUCUAGCAUGCAGCAUUGCUUAGCAUAGUUGCUGCUUUCUUGAGUUUCGAAUGUUAGCUAACACAAUCAACUCUUUCUCCCAAAUAUACAACAAACAGGCCAUAUGCACACGCAUCUAUCAGAGUGCACGUACCGGCCGUCACGUAUAUUUCGAGAGAACUAAGUUGACCUUUCUUGGUGGGGUUGUUCUUGCUUCACCGGUGGGUACAUUAUUGUCAUUGGUUACUCUAACGCUCACCGGAUAUAAGAAUCACGGAGCUGAUAAUUGUGCGUUAUAUAAAGCAUAGUUAUCAGCUCCGUGAUCUGUGAUAAUUUUGGCCCGCAGCUCGUUUAUACGGUGCAAUGCAGUGGUGCAAAUACAGCCAGUCGCUACUUCCCUUAUGAUGAUAACACUUGAUAGUGAUGCUGAGUACUAUUUUCACUGCUUGUUGGUGACUGCACCGUUUGCCCUCUGAUUUGCAGAAAAUGAAGAUGACAGGUACCGAACCGCCCGCGCGUUUGUUGUGUAGGGGCAAUCGUUUGAGGAAAGAAACGUGGGUACAAAAUUGGAUCCUAAUUGUCUGCUUCGAGAAUAUAUUCCAUUUCAAUUUUUUUUACGUAUAUAUAAAACAAGAAUUAUAGAGGCGCGCCUUUUUUUGCUGGAAUUUUCAUUAUAUUUAUUAAAGAAUCGCUUACAUUAGCUGUCGUUACUAUGUCGCGGCUGACAAUUUUGCGACGUAGUACACCGUCGCUGGGUCCGUGCUCCGAUUUUUUAGCUCACUCAGUAAAGCGUAGAUUUUGAAUGACAGCUGUACUAUAUGAGACCUGACAAAGUUAUUUUGGCUACGUGUUGCAAUUGUAGCAUUUUCACAGUAGGGGCAAAAUCAGUAUUAUUAAAAAUCAGGUUAUGCAGAAUCAUGCUGAACGACAGUAGAGAACACUUAAAUUGUGUCCCCACAAAAUCAUGGUAUUUAUCUAAAAUGGAAUAUGCGGAAUCCUGGCAUAUUGUUAUAGUAAGCUGAGAGAAAUAAGUUUGUCGUGUUCAGUUAAUAAUUAAAUAAAUUAACUUAGUUUUUUUA